UUUUAAACGUCAACAUCCUGUAUUGUGUCGCCACCUGAGAUUCCGGUGUCAUAAGCCUAUGUUGACACCCCUUCCUUGCAACCUUGAAGUGUAUAGUUGAUUAUCUGACCAUCUCCCCGAUUAGACACCCAACGAUUGCCUAGAAUUUGAAGAAACUGAAGACAAAGUAGUAAACAGAAGACAAGCAAUGGAAGGCACACUGAACAAGUAUACCAAUGUUAUGAAAGGCUGGCAGCACAGAUGGUUCCUCUUAGAUCCUCAAUCAGGCAUGCUGGAAUAUUUUGAGAAAGAAGAAUAUAAGAAACAGAGACCAAGAGGCUUUCUUCAUUUGGCGGCAGCAGUUAUCUGCCCUUCAGAUGAAGAUUCACAAACAUUUUCUGUCAGUGCAUCUAAUGGAGAGACUUACAGACUAAGAGCAUCUGAUGCUAAAGAAAGACAAUUGUGGGUGGAUAAACUGAGAUCCACAGCAGAAUACUUUACAGCUCAUAUGUCAAAAAGUGCUUCCUUCACUAAAGACAGAUCAUCUUCAGGUAUUUCAGUCAAUGAAUUGUUCAACAAGAAAAGAUCAGAUUCAAAUGAACAGAUUCACAAUCAGCGUGCAGUUGUUUCUAGACCUCCACACAGAGCACCAGCCUCCAGACCUCACACAUUAGAUCCUUUCAGGGAAGUCAAGGAAUACUUAAUAGAAGCUGAGGAUUAUUCACACCAUCUUCAGGCAAAAUGUGCAUCACUUCCAGUAUCAGAAGAGCCUAUUGGUGGUUUGGAUAAGGAUUUACUGUUACUGAAAGCCACAUCAAGUGCCACCCUGACUUGUCUCAGUCAGUGUUUGAAAAUGUUAGAGCAUAAACAGGGGGUUGGUUCUCAUACACACAGUUUACAGUUAGGAAUAGAACCAGCAUUAGAAAGAGAAAUUCCAAAGGAACGUAGCCAUUCUUUCCUGUCAAAUGUCUCCGAGAAUAGUACACAUGAAUUAUCCCGAGCUGGUAGUUUCUCUUCGGCAAAUGUGAAAUUCCCUCUUACUGAUGACCACCCAGAGGGCCCAAUUAAUCAUGAGGAGGAAGUAGAAGAUGAUGAUAGUUACCAUGACACCGACCUUGAGGGAGUCGAGGAACACAAAAGUAUCAUUCUACAUCUCCUAUCUCAACUCAAACUAGGGAUGGAUCUAACUAAGGUGGUUCUUCCCACAUUUAUUUUGGAGAGAAGAUCUUUGUUAGAAAUGUUUGCCGACUGUAUGGCACAUCCUGAUGUGUUCCUCAAAAUACCAGAUUUACCUGAUCCUGAGUCUCGUAUGAUGGCUGUUUUAGAGUGGUAUCUUACCUCAUUCCAUGCUGGCAGACAGGGAUCUGUUGCCAAAAAGCCAUACAAUCCUAUCAUAGGAGAGACAUUCCAUUGUUCUUGGAAGUUGCCUAAGAAAUCAAAGAUGUCUGACGAUGAGGGAUCGUCUGUUGAUACCAAUCAAUCGUCUGUCAACAUAGGGGAAGAAAAUAUACAACUUAUCUAUUGUGCAGAACAAGUCUCUCAUCAUCCUCCAGUGUCAGCAUUUUAUUUUGAAUGUCCAGGAAAACAGAUGUGUAUGGAUGCCUCCAUAUACACUAAGUCAAAAUUUUAUGGAAUGUCUAUUGGAGUCAACUUAAUUGGAAAAAUUAAAUUAAAACUCCUAGCUCUGGAUGAGGAGUAUGUGUUUUCUAUGCCAAGUGCCUAUGCUAGAUCAAUAUUGACAGUUCCAUGGGCUGAGAUGGGAGAUAAAAUAAACAUGACGUGCCAAAAGACUAAUUUAUCAUCAACAGUUACAUUCCAUACAAAGCCAUUUUAUGGUGGAAAACUUCACCGUGUCAGUGCAGAAGUGAAGAACAAUUCAACAGGGAAUGUUUUCUGUAAAGUUCAGGGAGAAUGGAACAAUGUUAUAGAAUUCUCUUACUCAGACGGGAGAAGUAAAACAAUUGAUGUAACCUCAUUAGAAACAUGUAAAAAGAAAGUAAGACCAAUCGAUAAGCAGGGAGAUUUUGAAUCACGUCGUCUAUGGCAACAUGUGACCAAUGCUUUGAGAGCCCAUGAUGUAAAUACAGCUACAGAACACAAGAGAUUAUUGGAAGAGAGACAAAGGGAAGGAGAAAGACAUAGGAAAGAAACAAGUACUCAGUAUCCUACUAAGUAUUUCAAGAAAGAUGGUGAUGGUUGGACCUACAAUAAUAUUUUACAGAAAGGAGAUUAUAGAGGAAGCCUCUAGCGCUCAGAAGAAUUAGUGAUAACAUAAUUAUACAACGUUUAUCAUAUAGACUGUGAUAUUGAAAAAAAUGUGCUAUAUCCGUAUUAAUUUUUAUUGGUUAUUGUUUAAAGAACAAGCAUUAUUUGAAUUUUUACAAGUUUAAGAUAAGUUUACAUAUAUUUGUUUUUAUGUUGAAAGACAAUUGAAGGACAUGUAACUGUAAGUCUCAUUUAAAUAUAUUUUUAGUGGGAGGAGUGUGGAGCAUACUUGUAAAAGGACCUAAUAUUGUUGCUUUUGUAUUAAAUAAGAUGUCAUUCUGUAAAACCAGAAAUCAAAAGUCAGGGUUUCACACAGUUAUAAAUGUUUCAAUAAAAAUUGCUGUUCAUGGGAGGCUUUUAAAAAUGAAAUCUAGUAUAUGUUUAUCACCUUCUGUUUUCUUGAUAUUAAAGUAAACUUAUUUUCAAUUCCUGUUUAUCUGCCUCACAUUAUCUCAAAAUCAUUGACAAUUGAAAAAUUUGAAUACAAAUUAUAUACCAUAGUAUGUUUGAUCAUAUUAUGUAAAAAUCCUUUAAUAUGUUCACCAAUACUCUGAUUUCUCUGCAAUAUGAUGAUUAAUUGCUUAUUGCCUAUUGACAAAACUUCAGCAGGCUUUAUAACCAUAAAUUGUCUAAACUCUUUUGCAUAAAUACAGUGGACUCUACUUAAUUGCAUAACAGUGUUUAUAUUUUCAUGAGAAUUUGAAGUACAAAUCAUUUGCAUUCCUAUUGUAAGUUGCAUGACCUUAAGAACUGAAGAUUUCAGUAUAGUUAUUGAAAUAUGAUUACAAGUUUACUGUUCUUAAAAAAGGAUUUUUGCAAGUUAACUAAUAUGUAAA
Molecule: messenger RNA, 3080 nt
Organism: Mytilus trossulus (common blue mussel)
Lineage: Eukaryota; Metazoa; Mollusca; Bivalvia; Mytilida; Mytilidae
Product: oxysterol-binding protein-related protein 11-like
Exons: 22
Coding region: 188-2227 (679 amino acids)
Biological process (GO): intracellular protein transport
Cellular component (GO): intracellular membrane-bounded organelle; cytosol; membrane
Molecular function (GO): sterol binding; small GTPase binding
Source: RefSeq, a predicted model, not a curated record